AUGAAAUCUACUCUACUUUUUCUGGCAGUGGCCAUUUCAACACAAGCAGCAUCCUUUGAGAACGAAACAUCUAUGGAGUUCCACGAAAGGCAAACCAGAUUGAUUUCACAUUUAUUUAGCGGAUACAGAAAAGAUGUGCCGCCAAUCAGCACUAGAGGCCGUUAUUCGUCAGUCACCAUAAAUCCCAUGGUUGUGAACAUCACAUUAGCGUAUGCAAAGCUGCUAUCUGUCAAUGAGCCUAAUCAGUUGGUUGAUAUGAUUGUCGAAUACAACCUGGCAAGUUUGUUUUAUCGGUAUAACUUAACUCUGAAAAAUAAAUGGAACGAUGCGCGGCUCACAUGGAACCCGGCCGAUUUUGAUGAAAUCAAGGGGUUCCUAAUCAACAGAGAACUUAUUUGGAGAGUAGAUCUCAUGCCAUACGAUAGUAGUUCCGUGGUUGACAUAAGAGAUCCUGACGUUCAACACGCUUAUGUGAACAGCAAUGGUGACAUAGAAUUUUAUGUGGCUAGUGUCGUUUCAUACUCAUGUCCUCUAAACGUCAAAGCUUUUCCAUUCGAUAAGCAAGUGUGUGAAGUAAAUUUUGCGUCUUACAAUUUUGGAUCUAGCGAACUUCAAAUCAACGCUGACAUAUUGAAAAACUACAACGGAAUUGGCGCUUUCAUUAAAUGCGCAUUUAUUGCUCAAGAUCACUAUCACUCAAACUAG
Cylicocyclus nassatus is the source of this 705-nucleotide messenger RNA. NCBI's taxonomy places the organism in Eukaryota, Metazoa, Nematoda, Chromadorea, Rhabditida, Strongylidae. The record is from the annotation of a GenBank genome assembly.